AUGAAAAAAUGGAAAGGGAAAAGAAGAUGGCACAUAAAUAUAAUUCUUAUGUUCAUCCAUCAUUUCUUUGAUAGGAUAAACUACUCCAUGAGAAAUACGUUUCUCCAUGACCACUACAUUUAUAUGAAGUUUAGAAAAAACAAAGUUAUCGGUUUGUUGUCCAUUAUUAAUUCUUCAGUAUGUUUAGUAAUAACCCCCUUGGUGGGGUACUACUGUGACAAGCAUAAGAAGGACAGGAAGAAAAUGUUGCAAGCCAUAUCUGUCUCCUACCUCCUGGUCAAUAUCAUCCACUACAUGUUCAUACGCACGAGCAGUCUGGGCCUCAUCAUAUUCGUCACUGCUAUAACGAAGAUGCUGCACGAGUGUUCGCACGUGAUUACCGAGUCGAUCUUCAUAGAGAGCAUAGACCGGGGCAAGAAGAGCAUCAUCUUUACAUACCAGAAACUCAUAAGCACAGUAGCCACCAUGCUAGGGCCUUUUUUUUGUCUCAUCCUAUUCUACGUGUAUAAUGAUAAGUGGAACAUAAAAAAUAUUUUUGUCAUAUUCCAGUUUUCUAUAUUAACAAUUCUCCCACAGACAUUCAUAAGUUUCUUGUGGCAAAACAAUUCUGUCGACAUGGUUAAAAAUCCUGAGGAGAUGGAACUGAUAUCAAAAAAAAACGAUAAGAAAACGAUUUUCUGUCUCUCCACAAAUCAUAUACCUUACAUUGUUUUCGUUUCUCACAUUAUUACCCUAGCUGGGGCAGGAAUGACGUUCAAAUACUUUUCCCUGUUUCUCAAGUCCGAAUAUAAAGUGUCACCCAUGCUGAUGUGUGUCCUCAACAUUGUUAUUCCAGUUCUCCUCUCCUUUUUCACCUACAUUUCGCAAAAGCUGUCCAAGUCGCUCGGCCGGGCACAGGUUUCUCUCUUCUUCACCACCAUUGGCUUUUUGCUUCUCUGUUCACUUCUAUACAUACACAAUUACCAGGAUGUUUUGAAGGUUCACGUUUUUAGGAGUGUCUUUCAAAAUUGCACCAACUCGAUAGAUAAAAGUAUUCUCUAUGACUUCAUCGACACGAACCGAUACACAGGUCGCUGGAUGGGUGUGCAAAGCUUGUACUACGCCGUGUGGUCCAUCAGCGCGUACUUUGGCGGAUGGCUCUCCGACAUGUCGUCAUACAGGAACACGUUUAAAAUAACAACCUUUUUUUAUUUGAUAUCUUUGAUAAUAUAUGCCCCCCUGUUGUGGCUCGUGCCGGUCAAAGAAACCAUGUGA
Plasmodium knowlesi strain H is the source of this 1254-nucleotide messenger RNA. RefSeq names its product metabolite/drug transporter, putative. Bases 1 to 1254 code for a protein of 417 amino acids. Lineage: Eukaryota; Apicomplexa; Aconoidasida; Haemosporida; Plasmodiidae. The record is from RefSeq and is a predicted model, not a curated record. Gene Ontology annotation, molecular function: transmembrane transporter activity. The transcript is spliced from 9 exons. Gene Ontology annotation, biological process: transmembrane transport.